This is a messenger RNA of Daldinia caldariorum, 783 nucleotides long. RefSeq names its product NAD(P)-binding protein. The record is from RefSeq and is a predicted model, not a curated record. The transcript has 2 exons. NCBI's taxonomy places the organism in Eukaryota, Fungi, Ascomycota, Sordariomycetes, Xylariales, Hypoxylaceae. Gene Ontology annotation, molecular function: oxidoreductase activity, acting on the CH-OH group of donors, NAD or NADP as acceptor. The coding region runs from base 1 to 783 and encodes 260 amino acids.
AUGACGGAUGCGUUGUUCUCGCUUAAAGGCGAGACGGCUGUUAUCACUGGCGGCACGAGAGGAAUUGGACAAGCUGUUGCCAUUGGACUUGCAGAAGCGGGUGCGGAUAUAAUCUUGGUUCAACGGUCUACAGCAUCGACUGAGACCAAAGAUGCCAUCGAAGCUCUCGGUCGCAAAGCCCACAUAUACACAGCCGAUCUCGCCAACGCAGAAGAUGUAGCAGGCCUGAUCCCACGUAUUCUAGCGGACGGACAUACGAUACGAAUCCUCGUGAACUGCGCGGGCAUUCAGAUUCGACAUGCGCCCGAAGUCUUCCCCGACGCUGACUACCGCGCGGUUAUGGGCGUCAACGCGGACACAGUAUUCACAUUAACCCGGGACGCAGGCGCGCACAUGCUCGGUCUCGAACCCUCCGCCGUAACGGGCCGGCGCGGCAGUAUCAUCAACUUCGCGAGCCUGCUCUCGUUCCAGGGAGGACUCAACGUGCCCGCGUACGCCGCGAGCAAAGGUGCCGUGGCGCAAAUGACGAAGGCUUUCGCGAAUUCGUGGACGCAGAAGGGCGUCAAUGUCAAUGCUGUGGCGCCCGGGUACAUCGCGACGGAGAUGAACACAGCUUUGAUCAAUGACGAGGAGAGAGCGGCGAGCAUUGGUGCGAGGAUUCCGGCUGGGCGUUGGGGAGAUCCGGAUGACUUCAAGGGCAGCUCUGUGUUUCUGGCUAGCAAAGCGAGCGCGUAUGUGAGCGGACAUACAUUAGUGGUGGAUGGUGGAUGGAUGGGUCGGUAA